AUGUGGUGUCGGGAAAGGAUGCUGAGAGUGAGUUGGAUAGAACAUCGUACCAACGAAAGCAUACUCAGUGAAAUAGAUGAAAGCAGAGAGAUUCUCAAAACCAUCAGAGCAAGACGAUGGAACAUGAUUGGGCACAUAUUGAGGCACNCAUUAUAUGGCUGCGAAACAUGGAUUCUGAAUAAGGCAGAACAACGAACACUCGAAAGCUUUGAAAUGUGGUGUUGGAGAAGGAUGCUGAGAGUGAGUUGGAUAGAACACCGUACCAACGAAAGCAUACUCAGUGAAAUAGAUAAAAGCAGAGAGACUCUCAAAACCAUCAGAGCAAGACGAUGGAACAUGAUUGGGCACAUAUUGAGGCACGAAAAUGAGCUAAUCUACAGAAUAAUAGAAGGGAAAAUGGAAGGCAAAAGAGGCCAAGGGCUUCCAAGAACUUCAUUUUUCAAACAAAUGAUUUUCGAUGCUAGACUAUCAAGCUACGCCGAACUGAAGAGGUUAGCUGGGAACAGGGAAGAGUGGAGAGCGCAUGUCCAACUGCAAAACCAACCUUAA
Messenger RNA from Cinara cedri, 549 nucleotides. Lineage: Eukaryota; Metazoa; Arthropoda; Insecta; Hemiptera; Aphididae. The record is from the annotation of a GenBank genome assembly.